Symbiodinium necroappetens is the source of this 912-nucleotide messenger RNA. Lineage: Eukaryota; Dinophyceae; Suessiales; Symbiodiniaceae. The record is from the annotation of a GenBank genome assembly.
AUGAAGCGGCUGUGGAGCCCGGUCUUCCUACUGUUGGGCUUGUCAGGCUUGGGUCUGGCGUAUAAAGUCCUGCAUUCCGAGGAUCCUGAGGAGGAGGUGGAGCUGGAGGAUCCUGAGCUCGAGGCACCAGUCAGCGCGGUUCCGCUCUAUGCCCAGCUGGCUGCAGCCAUUCCUUUGGUGACCAUUAACCUCACGAACUUUACCGGUCUCAUUAGCGACAAGAGUGCUCCACACAACGAGAACAUCACCUAUCACUUCGGUUUCCUCGAGAGUGACCUGGCGAUGUUGUCAGACAAAGUGAGUGGCUACUACACCGUCCUGCACGAGAUGUUGGGCGAAGCUGGGCCGACGCUCUGCCCACGUGACAAGCAAAGCCACAUCAAGGAGUGCCUCAUGAUGGCCACGUGCCUUUUGCAAGAGCACGUGCCGGAAGACAUCGAGGUGGCCCAGUACACGACAUACAUGGAGGUGAUCACGGCCUUCGUGGAGAUCGGCUGGCCGGUUCUGAAGAAGGGCUUGCUGUUUGAGCAGCUUUAUCCCGCAUUGCACUACGACGACGUGGCCCCAGCACAGUACCAGUGCGACGAGCUCCAACAUCCAGAAACACCUUUCGGUCACCCUCCAGCAAAUUUGUUGCAAAUGGACGCAAAGGCUCAGCGCACCUUUGCGAUGUCCAAAGCACUGAGCCAGGCCUCCAAACAGACGCAUGAGGUCUUAGAUGCACACGCGAAGGAGAGCGCAGACGUGGACGUCACAGUGCAGAAGCUGCACCAGGUUUGGCAUCCCAUCUGCAAGGACUUGAAGUGCGAUCACGGCAACUUCUGGGACCUGCAUUUUGCCUCACACCGUCAAACGACGGCGCUCAUGAAGCUGAACUCCGCACGACAUGUCCGUGCAGAAGCUCAGGUUUGA